This is a messenger RNA of Colletotrichum orchidophilum, 492 nucleotides long. RefSeq lists its product as uncharacterized. The record is from RefSeq and is a predicted model, not a curated record. Lineage: Eukaryota; Fungi; Ascomycota; Sordariomycetes; Glomerellales; Glomerellaceae. The transcript is spliced from 2 exons. Bases 1 to 492 code for a protein of 163 amino acids.
AUGCCUUCAAUUUUCUCUCUGGUUCUUGCCAGCCUAAUGGUCUCUCCCAUUCUGUCCAGCAUCUCGUCUCCCGCCUACCUCCCGUUCGAACUCGAGAAGCGCGACGGCUGCGGCGAUUCCUACUGCAAUUGCCAUCGCGCUCAGUGUAUACUUGACUUCUGCUUUGAUGACCACGUCGACCCCUGGAUUCUCGUUGAUAGUGCUAUGUAUAAAUACUACGGAGUCGACUGCGGCCAAUUCGACUGGUGGGCACGCUACGACCCUGCACAGUGGUGCAACAAUGGACUGCGCAAGGCACGUGCUCUCUUCUACAUCAACCGCCGGUUUGGCUCAACGGGCGAUACCUUCAACAUCAAGUACAGCAACGACAACGCGACCGACCCGCACCGUGGCUCAGUUUCCGGCACCUGCCACCCUGUGGGGUCCGUCAAGUGUGAUUGCCACUCCAAAUACAACUCCACGUUGCAUGACUGCUCGAGCACAUGCUCUUAG